Molecule: messenger RNA, 1459 nt
Organism: Paramecium pentaurelia
Lineage: Eukaryota; Ciliophora; Oligohymenophorea; Peniculida; Parameciidae
Source: the annotation of a GenBank genome assembly
AUGUUAUUUAAGAAAAUCAAUAUAUAUUCAAAAUAUUCAAAGAGAAAAUAUGUACUUAAACAAUCCAAAGAUUUUUUUCAAUAUUAUAUUGAAUAAGUCCUAAAUAGUCAAAUUAAGUAUUAAUAGAAUUUUAAGCCUUCUCUCAUUUUUUAAAUUUCAAAUUUAACUUUCAAGUAAUUAGAUAUAAAUUUAUAAAUAGAUAUAUGUGUCUCAAAAUCUUAAGAAUAAAAUAUAAAUAUGCAGAAUCAAGAAUGAUAAAUACAAAGAUGGUCAUAUUAUAUUCAAAAAAAUAAACAAAAAAAUAAAUUAAAAAAAUGAGUAUUAAUUAUAUUAUAAAAUAUAUGGGUAAUAAUUGCACUGGCUAAUGUGCAGGAUGUUACAAAAGAGACAUUGAAAUAUUAGUAAAUAUCUUCAAUUCUAUUCUAGAAAAGCGAACAACAUUAAAUAUUAUCAGAAAAACCUUAGGAUUCACUAAGCAGAAAAAGUUCGAAAAAUUUUGUAGAAGAUGCUAUCCCAUUAAGUAGUAAAAGUGAAAUUAAUACUAAACCUAUAACUAAAAGUGUUGUUGAUAUUGUUGGAGACAAAUCAAAGAAAACAAGGGCUGUUAUUAAAAUUUAAUCUUGUUGGAAGGGUUAUUCAGUUAGAAAAAAGUUUCCAUUUGUGAACCGCAUCAAAACUAGCAUUGAAACUGAAGGAAGUAAAACAGUAGGCAGUUACUUUGGAAGAUUGAACAAUGAAUCAAAAUUAAAAAAGUAUAACUACACACAAAAAUUUAAGAUUAGCAAAAAUGUAUAAUGGUUAAUGGUUGGGAAAAGAUAGACAUGGAAAAGGUAUCUAAUCUUGGCCAGAUGGAGCCCAAUAUGAUGGUGAAUGGGAACAUAAUAAAGCUCAUGGAAGAGGAAUAUUUCGUCAUGCAGAUAAAAUUGAAUAUGAAGGAUAAUGGAAAUACAGUAAAGCAUGUGGCUAUGGAGUUAUGAGAUCUCCAAAUGGAGCUUAUUAUGAAGGUGAAUGGGAAAAUGAUCUUUAACAUGGAUAUGGCAAAGAGAAGUGGGCUGAUGGAUCCUAUUAUGAAGGCCAAUAUUAUAAAGGUUUAAAGCAUGGAAAAGGGAAAUAUAUAUGGAAGGAUAAUAGUUAUUAUGAAGGAGAAUGGUAGAAUAAUAAAAUUCAUGGAUUAGGAGCUUAUCAUUGGAUUGAUGGUAGAGGUUAUAUAGGAUAAUGGAGAAAUGGAAUGAUGAAUGGACAUGGAGAAUAUAGUUGGAGUGAUGGUAGAAAGUAUAUUGGUGAAUAUCUAAAUGAUUAAAAGGAUGGAUAUGGAGUAUAUAAAUGGGUAGAUGGCAAAGAAUUUAGAGGAUUGUGGUAGAAGGGAGUUUAACAUGGAGAAGGGAUUUAUGUUACAGUUGAUGGUAGAACUAAGAGAGGAUUAUGGCAAGAAGGCAAGUUAGUUUAAUGGUUGAAAUGA